Rhagoletis zephyria (snowberry fruit fly) is the source of this 1554-nucleotide messenger RNA. Its product is annotated as DNA repair protein complementing XP-G cells homolog. Lineage: Eukaryota; Metazoa; Arthropoda; Insecta; Diptera; Tephritidae. Gene Ontology annotation, biological process: nucleotide-excision repair. The record is from RefSeq and is a predicted model, not a curated record. Gene Ontology annotation, molecular function: single-stranded DNA binding; DNA endonuclease activity. Gene Ontology annotation, cellular component: nucleus.
UUUCGAUAGUAAAAACCAUCGAUACUAUCGAUAGUGCCUUCGAUAGUUUUCAAACUCUAGAAGAUUCUUUAUAGGAAAAUAAUUGUAAAAAAAAUGGGAGUCACAGGUCUGUGGAAACUGGUUGAACCUUGUGGUAAUCCUGUUCCUGUAGAGACUUUAGAAGGCAAAAUUUUAGCUGUGGACAUAUCUAUUUGGCUCCAUCAGCUUGUCAAGGGAUUUCAAGACAACCAUGGAUCCUCGCUCCCACAUGCUCAUUUACUUGGUCUGUUUCAUCGUCUGUGUAAACUACUUUAUCAUAGGGUGCGACCUGUUUUUGUUUUCGAUGGAUGUGUACCACAGCUUAAACAGGAUACUAUAGCUAGAAGGCAGCAACAACGCAGCAAACUGAAUAGUGAAGCGGAUCGAAUACAAGCUCUUUUGCUACAAUCCCUCGCAAAGGAAAAGGUAGUGCACCAAGCAUUAGGUGCAAAUGCUGAACUUUUAAUUCAGUCACCUAGCAAAAGGGUUAGCGUUGCAAAUAAGGUAGAAAAAGAUAAAGAUGGCAUGUUCAAAUUACCAAAACAACCAGAUGAAGAGGAACCAGUGGUAGACACAAAUAAUAUGAACACUUUAUUAGAACCAUCUACAUCCACGAAAGAUUUCUCUUUCGACGAAUCGAAUCCUUGGAGGGAAUACAAUGCGAAUUUGCAAGCAAUUGAUGUGCUCAGCGAACAUUUUAAAAGUCUGCCGGCAGAAAUCCGCCAUGAAAUAUUGUUAGAUAUUAAAGAAACGCGAAAACAAUCAUCGUGGGGCCGUCUACAUAAGCUACCAUCGUGUAGCCAUGAAUUUAGUUCAUUUCAAAUGAAACGUUUGCUAAAACGCCGUGCGGUCCAAGAAAGUAUUCAGGAAACCGAAAAGGAGAUGGGUGAACGCGCAUUGACCUUUACAGACUUAAAAAACUUGUUUACUGAAGAUGGUAUUCUAGAACCUGAUAACGUGAAUAAAAUCACGAAACCAGUAUGCUCAGAUGAGGCAAUUCGGUUUACAUUGGUUCGAGAUUUACAAAAAAACUUAGAUAAAAAUAAAGAUGUAGCAGACGUUCCUAAGCAAGACAGUGAAACAAGAACAAACUUGAAAAUAAACAAAAAUGAAAAGGUAAACAUGGAACAGGUGGGACUACCCAGGGAACAGUAUGAUACAGAUUUGAAGAGAGCAAUUGCAAUCUCAUUGGAAGACGUUGCAUUGUCUGUCUACAGUACGGAAGAUUGCGAGUACGAACCAAAUCAGAAUCUUAGACUAAAUAGAAAGCAAAGAAACCAAUUAAAAAAUUCCGCCAUUGGACCUGCUCGUGCUUUUAUGCUUGAAUACGGAGGAAUGAACCGCGAAGAAGUAGAAGGAGUACUGAAGAAAACCCAUGAGGAUUAUGGUGUUGGCAAGGCCAUAUCAGCUUUUUUGGAAGAUAAGCAAUAUGAAGCAAAUUAUGCCGAGGAAAUUAAAAUCAACGAAGCAGCGCAAUAUAACCAAAAGCCGGCAGGAAUGGAAAUUUUUAACAAAAUUCUCUUUAAUAAGGAUUAG